UCUUCCGAUUCGUUUCUUCAAUCAGUUCGAGUUUCGCCAGGUUGCUUACUUUCAUACUAUCACAAACAGAGAAGAUAUUCAGAUGGCCUAGCGAAACACCCUUUACAAUUAAUAAUCGAAAUCGUGACGUUCCAAUUACGGACAGGUUACAUCUACGCAGCUCGCAAAAUGGACGAACGAGGGCGUCUGACGAUCGACGCUGCACCUCCAGAAGAUCAGACGACAAAUCCAAUCCUCGAAGACCUGUAUCGAUACUUUUACAAGAGCCAGCUUAACGAACGAAAUAACAACAGCGAGUCGCGAUCGAUAGUACCAAUGGAUCGGCCUCGUCGAAAUGUCGGCGAGAGUCCUUGCAAGCAGAACAUGGAACACUGCAAAAUGCUGAUCAACUCGAUGUGGAGUAUCGCGAGCAUCGUGAACAACAGCAUGCCGCAUCUGCAGCGCUUCCUGAAGAACUUCUCCAGAGUGGAAACGGCGCAGAACGCGACGAAAUCGAAAUUCGUCGAGUUGAUCGAGUGCCUGCAGUGCAAGGACGACUCGAUCAGAUUCGUCGACGACUCCGGUCCAGAGAAUCAUCCGCGAACGAUGCAGGAACACCACACUGACAACAAUGAGAUUCGAAACCAGGUUGAUAUAGUCAGUGAUUUGUUGAACGACGAGAGAGGAGGAGAGCAGGAGAAUUUGAAGGCUAAUUUGGAAAUAGAAUCGACAGAUACGAAGACGACCGUGACUGGAGAGAAUGUUGAAACAUCUACGUCUGAGAGUGGUUCGAAGGCGGAUUUCACUCUAGAAAACACUUUGAGAACUUCGUCCCCGAGUGAAGCGAUGGAACACAGCGACAAGAACAUGGUCGCGGAAGCGGCGGAGAUUAACGCGAGGACGAGUAUACCAACUACAUCGAAGGUGGAAGAUACGACGACUAGAAUGAACGAGCAAACGAUCGGAACCGACGAUACUAACCGGUCCGUGGUCACCGUGGACGUGACAGCCAAACCAGACGAUGACAACGUGACGAAAAUUACGAUCGACCCGGUGCAUCAUUCGGUGCAUACUUCGAGUCAAGGUCAGCAGUCGUUGAUGAACGAGCGAAAGGAAACGCAAGCAGCGAGAGAUGUUGAACCCAGAGAGCCGACGUUCCGGGAAGUGCAAAGGAGGAUCGUCAACACAGGGAAAGAAGACGCGAAUAUGUCACCAACGGCGGAGACGAUGAAGUUCAGCCAACAGUUGCAACUGACGCCGACGAUGUCCUGGGUGCCGUACCAGGUCUGUUUCUACGGAACGGACGCGCACAAUCCGACGAAACAGUCGAUCACGUAUCCAGCGUCGUCCCCGGGAAUUUCGUAUCCGCAGCUGCGUCAAGGCUUCCAGAACUUCAAUCAACCGCCGAGUUACCUACAGGUUCAAGCGACUGCCCAACUAUUGCCGAUGCAACCCGGCCUUGGGAACUUUGGGCCGUCGGUUGGCCAGAGAAUCAGUCCGACUGGUCCCGCGAUUGCCAAUUACCCGACUUUCCCCAGUUCAGCAGUCCAGGCGAUGCCCCACAGCGCCGCCGCGAAUUCUAACGGCAAAACGCCGUACUACUGCACCUACAUUCCCGCUCCGACGUUCCAGUUCCCGCCGAUUCCUGGAGUACCGGAGUACCAGAGAGCUUCCGUCCCGUACGAGGUGGAAGAAACGGAGGACAACUCGGUGCAGCAUGAAAGGGACGAGAAGAAUUUCCUGUUUGCGCAAGCUGGUACAUGUCCGUCGAAUACGAUUCAAUGUGGCGACAACGGACGAUGUAUAGCGAGAUCGCAAUGGUGCGACGGUAUGGUAGAUUGCAACGACGCCAGCGACGAGACGAGCUGCUCCUGCAGGGACCGGAUUUCGCAGGAACGACUCUGCGACGGGUAUUUCGACUGCCCGCACGGCGAAGACGAACUGGGAUGUUUGGGUUGUCCAAAGAAUACGUUCAGCUGCAACGAUUGGCAACAGCAAUACACGACUGGCAAUUGCGUGCUGUUUUCCCAACGAUGCGACGGAAUACGUCAGUGCGCCAAUGGAAAGGACGAAACGGACUGCAACGUUCUCACCCCCUCGUACAACGAAGGGAAAAAAGUAUUCACGAUCGGCUACACCGAAGGAUAUCUUCACAAGAACUACAAAGGACAAUGGUACCCGGUGUGCACAGCGAUCGAUGCCUGGGUGAAGGAUGCUUGCGCCUCCGAAAUCGGUUUGGAAACCAGCGAGUCCGCUGAAAUAACGAUCCGCUCGAUGCCACGGAACGUGUACCAGGGUCCCUAUCUGACCCAAGUGAACAACCAGUUGAAGUUGAUUCCCUCGUGCAUGAACAAAGCGGUGUUCGUGCGCUGUGCACGGUUCCCUUGCGGAACUACCGUUUUCUCUCGCGAGGACAUCAUACGACCUAACGCGCUGCAGAAGGAAGACCGUCAGCCUUUGCAGGUGGCCGAUCAAAUCGUCUGGCCAUUGUACAGCAACAAGAUCGAUUCAAAACGCGGUGAAAACGAGAAGAGGGUGGCCAAGGAUCAGGACGAGCUGGUUGGUUCGCAGUUGCGCGUCGUCGGCGGUCGCGCCAGCCAUCCGAAAGCGUGGCCAUUUCUCGUGGCCGUUUACAAGGACGGCGUGUUUUACUGCGGCGGUGUUAUCCUGAGUGAACUUUGGGUGCUCACGGCUGCUCACUGUCUCGACGGGUGGGUAGUGUGGCUCGAUCAAAAAUUGAGCCACAAUGUGUCUCACAAACAAUUUUGCUCUGAUUCGAUCCUGUGUUUGAACACGCAGCUACGCGGGCCAGUAUUUCGAGAUCCAGGCGGGGAUGCUGCGGCAAAAUUCGUUCUCGCCGAUGUCGCAGUUCAGGAGAGCGCGGUACACGAUACUGCAUUCGCAGUACAACCCGAGAAGCUUGAGGAACGACAUCGCGAUGAUCAUGCUCGACGAUCCUCUGCGCUUCAAUCGAUGGGUGCGGCCGGUUUGUCUGCCUGGGCCGGAUCUGUUGGGGCCGAUGUGGAGGAAGAAACCGGAGCCAAACUCCACUUGCAUAGCUAUCGGUUGGGGCGCUAUCAAAGAGUUCGGUGCAAAUCGUACGACACAAUUUUUCUUUCUAACUGGUUAUAGUCAUGGUUAUAGCAAACAAUAUAGUUAUAGUUAUAGUUAUAGUAAAGUA
Molecule: messenger RNA, 3160 nt
Organism: Heterotrigona itama
Lineage: Eukaryota; Metazoa; Arthropoda; Insecta; Hymenoptera; Apidae
Source: the annotation of a GenBank genome assembly